Messenger RNA from Rotaria sp. Silwood1, 837 nucleotides. The record is from the annotation of a GenBank genome assembly. NCBI's taxonomy places the organism in Eukaryota, Metazoa, Rotifera, Eurotatoria, Philodinida, Philodinidae.
AUGGGACUGCGCAAAUUGGCAGCUAUGAUCAGUACAGUCAAUGAUUAUGCUAUUUUAAAAUGGCCAAUAAUAAUUAUUUGUUUUUCUAUAACACUUUUAUCUUUCAUACUUUUAUUAAGUUUUACUUCGGAUAAAUGGUAUUCAUAUGAUUUAAUUGAUGUUCGUCAUACAAUAGUACACCCAAAUAAAACGACGCAAUUUACUGAUCUACUUGAAUAUGGUUCAUUUGGUUUAUGGUUUAUUUGUAUUCAUAAAUAUAAAGAUCAAAUAAUUAAAUGUGAUACAUGGACACAAGAAACUCGACCUCAAUAUUUUAAUGUUAUUCUUAUAUUAUUAACAUGUACAUUAUAUCUUGCUUAUUUAGCAAUUUUUCCAUGUUGGGCUUUAUUAAUACUUAUACUUUAUAAUACAAAUAAUCGUUAUAUGAUAUAUAUCAAUGCUUUUAUUUGGAUUGCCCUACUAUUUUUUUUAUUUAUUACAGUUAUUCUUGCAGCAAUAUUGAUAAUUAAUUCAUUAACAAAAAUGCAUUCACCAGGAAGAUUUUUUAUUGAUACAUUCUACAUUUCAUUUCAUUCCAGUCGAGGAAUACAUUAUUUAAUUUUAGCAACAACAUUAGCCAGCAUUUGUUUUCUAUUAAGCGUUGUAACAUUAAUAUGGAAAACAUUUAUUGAAAUGAAAAUAAUCGAAUUAGAAGGUGAACUUCUUAAACAAUUAUCUGAUGAAAAUUUUCAGCCAAUUUGGAAUAGACCUAUUCCGAUACCAAGUACUACAACAGAGUUUGGUGAUAAUUAUGAAGAACCUCCACCAUAUAACUUAUAUUAUGAACCAAACAAUUAA